Molecule: messenger RNA, 5522 nt
Organism: Gasterosteus aculeatus aculeatus (three-spined stickleback)
Lineage: Eukaryota; Metazoa; Chordata; Actinopteri; Perciformes; Gasterosteidae
Source: RefSeq, a predicted model, not a curated record
CGUGUCGUUUUCUUCACGUUACGAACUAUAAUUGUAGGAAGCGACGCGCCGCGUCUCCGCUCGGCGGUAACGACGCCGCUUCUCAGCUGGACGCGCUGCGUUGGACACGGACACACACGCACGCACACACGCACACACACGCCGCCGUGGUCCCGCUGAUAGCGCGUCUGUUGAUACAAUACAUUGAUAUUGUUUUUGUCCCCUCGCUGCUCUGCGUUGUCUCCAAUGUGGCCUUCGAGGGCUUCUCGCGGCGCGUCGCAAGGGACCCGUGGAGCCGCGCGCCCGACGGGAACAGCCCCGUUCCGGGGCGCUGCUCCCCCGUCAAAGGCGACAUUGUGUCCGGUCCGGAGGCUGCUGCUGCGGACAGGACGGUGUGAUUUACUCCCCGUCCCUCCCCCUAUAACCCCUCCCUGCCCCCUGCUCCCCCCGCGGCGGUCGGGUCAGCAGAGCGGGCUGCGGGUUAGACAGCAGCCCGCUGAUGUGCACUACAGCGCGGAGGCUUGUUGACUUGUUGACGCGAUGCUGCGUAAAAGUCCCCAAAUAUAUGAACGAAAAUAAAAGUCGUGGAAGUGUAGCGAUCUAUUGCUUCAAACUAUGAGGCAGACGGGUGGAGGGAGUAGACGGGUGGAGGAAACAGGCGGGUGGGUGAGGGGUCAGCUGCAUUUAAACGCGUCCUCGUUAAAGGUGCUUUCAGCAAAACGGAAUAUCGCAAGUGUUUGAUGUGCAAACGUGGCCUCGGUAUUAUAAUGAUAAUAUAUUAUUCAUAUUACUGCUAUAGAUCAUCAAAUGUCUGUAUUUGAAUUUCAAUCAAUGCAUCACAGUCUUUAAAACCCUCAUUUAUCUUGCAAAGUGUUGCUGUCCUAUUGAAGUCGAGUAAAAUUACUACAAUAAUGUAGAUUUGAUUUUACAUUCUCUUUUUCCUGCUGUUAUCGGGAUUCAAUUUCCACAUCCCACCGCAGACAGAACCUCUUGAAUGUGUCCUCCACCCUGCUACGCCUGAUUUAAUAUACUUUUAUGGGGCAGCCGUUGCCUCCCCGGCGUGCAGAGAGGAAGAGGAGUGUAGCCGGCCGCCUCUGGAGAGGCUGAUGAUGAUUUUCCGAGUCAAUGGUCCCCUCUCAGCUCCAGGAAAGAAGAAAUAAUGCGAUGACUGCUGCAGGAGAGCUACACAGAAGAGUGUCGGAGCACCGGAGAUUAAAAAAAAAAAGGGGGGGGAAUUAGGAAACAUGCAUCACGAUGGAGAUGUAAGGCCAUCUCUCUCUAUGAAGAGAGAUGGCCUUACCAUGUCUUUCCACACAUGGAACAUAUCUCCUUGGUGAGGCGUGUAAACUGGCUGCAAUUGGCCCUCUUUCUUUCAAAGGCUGCUAAACAUUGAGGCUUUUCUUAUACUUCAGGGGUGUUCGGUGUUUAGAAGGUGCCGAUGCUGUAGCAUAAUGCACAGGAAGCCCAGAUAUGGGUACAGCAGGAUACUUGUCCAAUGCAAAAGUUAUUACUCUGCGGUAUGCGGAGCCUCGGGCGUGCACACAUUUGACGACUUCUUGUGAUUUUUCCUGCAGGGAGUUAAGUCAACGCAGAGGGCCGAGGGAGAAAUGCACUAAAAGAAACUGAAGCCAAUAAACGGCUGCAGAGGUGCGACCUUAUUUACGGCUGGUCAGUUGCGCUCGCGAGGAGCACAUUCCUGCGGCACGGCGGCAUCACGAUGAGCCCACCAGCCUCUGCUGUAGUUCCAGUUCUUCUACCUGUUUAUCGCCGUGGGGAGAGAUAGCUCAUGGACCUGGAUUCUGUUGCCAUGGUGACCUUGUAGCAACGCGCCCUAUGACUCCAAUCUGUUGCGCCGUUGAUCAAAUUAAAAAAGACCCAGCGAGCAGCAGUCACUAUGGGAACGUCCAGGAUGUUCCGUAUCUUCGUGGUCCUGGGCUCGGCCUUCAUGAUCCUCCUCAUCAUCAUCUACUGGGACGACGUCGGAGCCUCCCGCCUGUACUUGCACACCCCCGUCUCGCCGGGCCCCAAAAUCCCGCACCCCGCCCCUCCUCGCCCUCAGCGGCCCCAAACCUCGCGGACGCCGUCCUUCCUGUCCGACAUCGACGCUUUCGUCAACCAGUUCCUGGAGCCGGGAACCGGCGAGCCCACGGACCCCGCCCCCGCCGACACAGGCAACCAAUCGGAGAAAGCUGAGGAGCGGUACGUCCCGCGGCGGGAGUGGAAGAUCCACCUCACUCCACUGGCAGCCGAGCUGCGGGAGAGACAGGAGCAGCGGCGGCGGUUACUCCAGGAGAUGUGCGCUAACGACAGCCUGGUGUUUCCUGGCAAAAACCGCUCCUUCGACGACAUUCCCAACAGGGAGCUGGAUCACCUGAUCGUGGACGACAGGCAUGGCGUCAUCUACUGCUACGUCCCCAAGGUGGCGUGCACCAACUGGAAGCGCAUCAUGAUAGUCCUCAGUGAAAGCAUGCUGCGGGACGGCGUCCCACAGAGGGACCCGCUGGCCGUCCCCAGGGACCUGGUCCACAACAGCAGCAUGCACUUCACCUUCAACAAGUUCUGGAAACGUUACGGCAAGUUCGCCCGGCACCUGAUGAAGGUCAAGCUGAAGAAAUACACCAAGUUCAUUUUCGUGCGGGGACCCCUUUGGUGCGCCUCAUCUCCGCCUACCGGGAAUAAAAUUCGAGCUGCGCAAACGAGGACGUUCUAUCGGGCGCUACGCCCAGGGUCAUGGCUGCGCCGCUACGCCAACAAGCUGAUGCCUCCCGCCUGUGUGGACGAGGCGUUAGGCGUGGGCGUCCACCCCACCUUCUCCAACUUCAUCCAGUACCUCCUGGACCCGCAGACGGAGAAGGAGAUGCCCUUCAACGAGCACUGGCGCCAGGUGUACCGCCUCUGCCACCCGUGCCAGAUUCAGUACGACUUCGUGGGCCACCUGGAGACGGCGGAGGAGGACGCCGAGCACCUCCUGCGCCAGCUGCGCGUGGACAACGUGGUGGAGUUCCCCACCUCCCACAGGAACCUCACGGCCAGCACCUGGGAGUCCGAUUGGUUCGGCUCGGUGUCGGCCGAGGCUCGGAGAGAACUCUACAAGCUGUACGAGCCCGACUUCAGGCUCUUUGGCUACGACAGACCGGACUCCAUCCUCAACGAGUGACCGGCAUUCUACCGGACCCACCACACACACACACACACACACACACACACACGUUCUCCAUGGUAUAAUGCUCCCCUUGUUCUGGGGUUUGCAGGUGUUUGCUCCGGUCUUGUGUGUGUGUGUGUGUGUCCUACACUGAGCGUGCACAUCGUUGGGGACACUCGCUGUUUUUAAAGAAGCACACAGCAAUGAGGUGAAUCCCGGCUAACAGCCAUUAUCAAUCGUUGUUUUCCCCUCAUGAAUCACAGAGAUAACGAUAAGCACACGGUGGGGUAGCCGGCGUACGGAUCGUGCAAGCGGUGCGUGUCCCCGAGCGUGUCCUACGCUCAGUGUAGUCCUUAACCCCCCACCCACCCCCGUCGAGGCCCCUCUCCCGCCGCUGAUGUCACGUGACGUGAGCCGCCGUGUGACGAUCACGCAGGCUUUGUAGCAGGACGCCAAGGUGAUGUCACAGAGCCGUACCCCGCGUGUUCGUGAUGUCAUGGAAGCCAACACAUAUGCAAUGGACAGGGAGACGUGUGGCGACUAGGGAAAACAAGGUGUUACGAGAUUAGCUUUUAGAUUGUCAGUAUUUCACAUCGUGAAUGUGCAAACGUCAAGGCGGAGGACGAAAGGGACUUUUAAGGUGAAAGAAGACGAAUGAUGACAUCAGACAUGGGAGGAGUGCUUUUAUACCUAACACGCAGCUUAAACCGAUCAUAUGUUACGCAAGACCGUUGCGGUUUCAGAGCGGAGGAGUCCAUUUGGUUACAUUCCCAGGAGCAUUGCAGACAACGCGUUCGCAGCGAGCUCCAUUUGACCAGCGUGAAGUCGUCCCCCCCUCCGCCCCCCCGUGUGGAAGCACAGCCUUUCCAGUGGACCUAAAGGCCGCACAGCUGGCUUUGUCUCAGCUCGCCUCUCAGGCAGAACACCUUGUUUUUUCCACAUUCUUUUCAUUUCAUCUGCACAAAGGUGAGCUUCUGUGCGUUCACACCGGGACCCAGGGAUCGUUAUCUUUUAAUGCUUGUUGUGUUGCCAUGGCGCUGCCAUCAUAAGCAUUUGAUCGCACACGAGCUGCAGUUAUUAACGGUGACCUACAUCGGGUUACCCUGGAGACUGCGGCGGGGCGGUGUCACGGGCAGCACUUUCACAGGAUGUUGGCGCGAGGAGCUGUGCACAUCAUGGGAAGCCAACACAGGUUGUUUUCUUGUUUCUUCUUCUUGUAUUGGCAGUGAAAAUCCAUCACUCCACAAGUGAGGUUGUUGCCAGUAAUUAAUGGAGGUGGUCCGGAUCAAUCGUGGUUCCGGCGUGGAUUGGGCUGCAUCUUUUAUAUGAGAAGAGGGGGAAGGUCAGACAGUGCCUUUUGGUUGCAAAAGUUUACACAGCAAAAAAAAAAAAAAAAAAGUAUUUUUGUAGGAGGACUUUUACUUUGUGAAAGGUAUAUUUGAUAUACUGGGCCUUGUUCAUCUCGUGUCGUUAUUCUUUGGAAAGAAUAGGAAACAGCAGAGCCCUUCGUGGGGAUUCUGCCUCUCGUCUGCACUCGUGUCCAGUGGUUUGCUUUCUUUGUGUGUCCUUCAACGCGGGUUCACUGUGUGGUUUGUACUGUAAGUGAUUUAUUCUGUGAGUCACACCUUCUGCCUUCUGGGUUAUUCGUUUUGUAAAAGUACGGGGCGUUUUUGGCCCGUGAAUGUCUGGGUCGGGUGUUCUGGAUAGAUGGCAUUCAUUCGGAAUCAAUAAGUGGUUUUCUGCGAUCGUCGUGUGGUGCGUUGGUUUUUUUCCCAUGUAGAUCUAAAUGUUCACACAGAAAAGCAGGUAGAUGCUUAGAGCAAAAACAAAGGAACAGUCAUCCCACCCUCCCUCCUCACCAGUGUUUGUUUUUAUAUCUCUUUUGUAUUUUUGUUAUGCUCUUUUGUCGUGUUUUUUCGUUUCACCGGCUUCAUCUGAGAACUUUUGUUCUCCGCUGUAUUUUCUGUAAAAGGGCAAACAGCAACAUCAGAAGAUGAAUCAUAGUGUAAGGGAAAAGAAAACGGUUUAUUCAUUAGCAGAAUAAAACCUGAAUACGUGCUGCUUCUGAAGUGGGUGUUAAUAGAUCUUUAUGAAGAUUGGUUUGACUGAUGGUGUUUUGUUUUUGUUUUUUUUGGGCAGCGAUCUGCCGCUUCAACAGCACUGAUGCUGUUAAACAGCUUAAAUGUCUGUUGACCUACCUAAAUAACUUAAUUAUUCAUGUUUUUGUUAAACAUUUAUUAAUAUUUCAUGAAGUCACAAGAGUUGUUGUCUGACAAACCUGCUCCCUCUCUCAUGAAUAAGGGGAAAUGCAAAGUGUUCAUUCAGACUCAUCAGUGUAAUGAUGUCACCCAUCAUCUGCUCUUUGUACAAGAGAAAUAAAGGUUUUGGGGCAUGAUGAAUA